Drosophila serrata is the source of this 2836-nucleotide messenger RNA. It is a transcript of the gene Sec15, whose product is annotated as exocyst complex component Sec15. Gene Ontology annotation, cellular component: exocyst; membrane. NCBI's taxonomy places the organism in Eukaryota, Metazoa, Arthropoda, Insecta, Diptera, Drosophilidae. Gene Ontology annotation, biological process: exocytosis; Golgi to plasma membrane transport; intracellular protein transport. The record is from RefSeq and is a predicted model, not a curated record.
CCAACACUGUACAGUCGGCUGAUUAAUAACUUUUUGAUUACUUCUUUGAGAAUUGCACUAAGAAUUAGUAAAAGAGCGACUUAACAUGUCCAAGGUGACCGUGCAAGACAUAGAGGCGGUGGAUGACUACUGGGGCCCCACAUUUCGAUCAAUAUUAGAAGGAAACAACACCAAGCAGAUUGGCGAGCAGUUGGACCAGCGGAUUCGCAGUCAUGAUAAGGAGAUCGAGCGUAUCUGCAACCUGUACUAUCAAGGCUUCAUUGAUUCCAUCCAGGAGCUGCUGCAGGUGCGCACCCAGGCAAAGCAGCUGCAUGACGAGGUGCACUCACUAGACACUUCGCUGCGCCAAAUCAGUGCGUCGCUAAUCCAGCAGGGCAACGAUCUGGUGCGAGCACGCCAGAUUGAGUCCAAUCUGGCCAGUGCCAUUGAGGCACUAAAGUCCUGCCUGCCGGCUCUCGAGUGCUACAUGAAGUUCACGCAGCAGGCCAAGAAUAAGCAGUACUACCAGGCGUUGCGAACCCUCGAAACGCUUGAGACGGAGCACCUUUCCAGUCUGAAGACCCACAACUAUCGCUUCGCCACCCAGAUGCAGAUCCAGAUACCUAUUAUCAAGGAGAACAUACGGCGCUCGUCCGCAUCUGACUUUCGUGAGUUUCUCGAGAACAUCCGCAAGUUCUCGCCAAGGAUCGGUGAGCUGGCCAUCACGCACACCAAGGAGCUGCAGAAGCGCGACAUCAACGCUAUAAUUGCGGAGCAUAUGAAAACACACGCAAAUGGAGGAACGGGCGGAGGUGGGACUGGUGCUGGCGAUGGGGGUGACGAUGACGGCGCAAAUGUAAGUGCCCAGGACCUAAUCGACUUCUCGCCCAUCUACCGCUGUCUGCACAUCUACAUGGUGCUGGGACAGCGGGAAUAUUUCGAGAAGGACUACCGGCAGCAGCGUCGAGACCAGGCCAAGUUGGUGCUUCAGCCACCGCCGAACAUGCACGACAACCUAGAGGCCUACAAGACCUAUAUCUGCGCCAUCGUUGGGUUCUUCGUGGUUGAAGAUCACGUUAAGAACACUGCCGGCGAUGUCGUCACCAGCAGUUAUCUGGAGGAUCUCUGGUCCAACUCAUUGACCAAGUUCGUCAACGAGAUCAGCAUGAGCUCGUCGUCCUGUACCGAUCCCAAUAUUUUGCUGCGCAUCAAGAAUCUAAUCAUGCUGUCCAUAAACACAUUUAAGUGUUAUGGUUACACAGUGAAUAUCCUCUGGGAGCUCCUACACAACAUGAGGGAUCACUACAAUGAGGUAUUGCUACAACGAUGGGUGCAUGUCUUUCGCGAUAUCCUCGACAAGGAGCAGUUCCUGCCCAUGGUUGUGCAGAAUGUAGAGGAGUAUGAGGGUAUCAUUGAGCGGUUUCCCUUUCACUCGGAGCAGCUGGAAAAUGCACCGUUUCCCAAGAAGUUCCCCUUUUCGCGCAUGGUUCCCGAGGUAUAUCACCAAGCCAAAGAGUUCAUGUACGCCUGCAUGAAGUUUGCUGAGGAGCUUACAUUGUCGCCUAACGAGGUGGCCGCCAUGGUACGCAAAGCGGCCAAUCUGCUCCUCACUCGCAGCUUCAGCGGCUGCCUUUCGGUGGUUUUUCGCCAGCCGAGCAUCACUUUAACGCAGCUUAUCCAGAUCAUUAUUGACACGCAGUAUUUGGAGAAGGCCGGACCCUUUCUAGACGAGUUUGUCUGUCAUAUGACCAACACGGAGCGGAGUGUAUCACAGACUCCAUCGGCCAUGUUCCAUGUGGCGAGGCAGGAUGCCGAGAAGCAGGUUGGUCUGCGGAUCUGCUCCAAAAUCGACGAGUUCUUUGAGCUAAGCGCCUACGAUUGGCUGCUGGUUGAGCCGCCGGGCAUAGCUUCCGCCUACAUUACGGACAUGAUCUCCUAUCUGAAGAGCACCUUCGAUAACUUCGCCUUUAAGCUGCCCCAUAUCGCCCAGGCAGCCUGUCGACGCACCUGCGAACACAUUGCGGAAAAAAUCUACUCGAUCAUGUACGACGAGGAUGUUAAGCAGAUUUCGACGGGGGCUUUGACACAGAUAAACCUCGAUCUAAUGCAGUGCGAAUUCUUUGCGGCUUCCGAACCAGUGCCUGGAUUGAAGGAGGGCGAGCUCAGCAAGUACUUCCUGCGCAACCGACAGCUACUGGAUCUGCUCAUCCUGGAGGAGUGGAGCACGUACUUCCACGAUUAUGGCAAGCAGGAGAACCGAUAUCAUCUCGUGCAGCCGCAGUCCAUUAUUGUGAUACUUGAAAAGAUCCGCGAGGCGGACAAGAAGCCCAUUUUCUCGUUGGUGCGUAAGAAUGAUAAGAAGAAGCUGCUGGAGACAGUUCUCAAGCAGCUAAAGCAUAUUGCCGAAAGGCAAAAUUAGGAUACAAAAUAAUCGAUCGAUCGCUCAGAUUCCCCACAAUUGUAAUUUUAAAAUUAACUCAACCUUUUAGCUAUACAUCUUUAUUAUUUUUAAGCUAAUUUGAGUUUUCUUAUGGAAAAAGUAUGGAGCUGUUCUCCUUGACUUUUGAUUCGAUUUGUUUUUAUAAAAGACAAAUAUUUCAAUUGAAACUGCUGCCGUUGAACGUGUUAAAUUGUAUUUUGAAUUCGUUUGAUUCGUAUGUACAAAAAGCGGAGUGUUUAAUUAGAAUAUGGUUUGAUUUCUGUUUAAAUUCAAACGAAACGACAAAAAGAGAAAAACAAACAGAUGAACGGCUAAAUAACAAAUUGUAUAUAAUUAUUAGAUGUAUGUAGCGUACGUUGUAUGUAUAUAGGUAUAUUCCGCAGAUCGUAGUAAACUAUGUAAACCUCUAUGUUACGU